Puccinia graminis f. sp. tritici CRL 75-36-700-3 is the source of this 1010-nucleotide messenger RNA. RefSeq lists its product as uncharacterized. NCBI's taxonomy places the organism in Eukaryota, Fungi, Basidiomycota, Pucciniomycetes, Pucciniales, Pucciniaceae. Gene Ontology annotation, molecular function: ubiquitin protein ligase activity. The record is from RefSeq and is a predicted model, not a curated record. Bases 25 to 975 code for a protein of 316 amino acids. Gene Ontology annotation, biological process: protein ubiquitination. The transcript is spliced from 4 exons.
UAGCUAUUUAGAUUAAGUGCUUACAUGAUAAGAGCUCCUAGGCCCUACUACUUACUGGCACGUUUUUCGGGUAUAUUUACGCCAAUUUCAACAGUCAAAGAGGAUCAGGAUAUUCAGCUACUAAAAAUGGCUUCUUGCAUAUUGCUCCUCAUAUUGGCUGGAAAUAUUCUUGGAUUUGAAUCGCCGCUAGACGCGAGACAGAUUGCUAGCUCAUCGCAAGCCAUCGAGUCUACCGACGAAUCCAUAGGCUUUCGACGCGCCUCAAAUUCGAUCGGGCAGCAUGACUGGCCCGUUGUGGCUCCUCCCUUAAUCCAAGUGGGCUCUCAGCGGCCAACUGACUUGUGUCCUACUGGCGCGGCUCUAAAAGUAGAGAGUGGUGAUGUUGUCAUUGAGAUUGAUUCACCCGAAAGAAAUCGGUACACUAGGGAAACACCGACAAAAUGCAGCAUGGAAAGUUAUUCGAGAAAACGUUCCAGUGCUCGAGGAGAGGAAACAUCUCGUGCAGCAGAAGCAUCUAAUGGUGGAAGUAAUGAUGGAAGAGACGAUUGCGCUGUUUGCUUAGGGCUUCUGGACUCGGACCUACGUUCGUUGAAGUGCAAGCACGUUUUCCACCGGGAGUGCAUUGAUGGAUGGUUAAGAGGAGGUCGGCCCACCUGUCCGAGCUGUCGAGCCGAGAUUUCCUCCGGCCACAAGAUAGUCGCAGAUCAGAGUCCACAAACAUCAUCACCUCAACUCAGUCCUCUAAGUGGCCCCACCGAACAUCAUCAGCCACUCGACUCUCCCAUCCAAGAAGGCUAUAUCAGUGAUCCGGUCGAAGCAGACUAUCACAUGAGUUACGCAAGGUUCGCUAUGGGCCCCACCAGUUAUCCUGGACAUGAUUGCUCGUGCUGUCGCCUCAUGUUUUUCAAUUUCGUCGUUGGCAUCUUUUCAAUCAUCACUAUCUUGAUCUACAUUGUCUUAAAGAAUAAAUUGUAGGUUGAUCCUGCUUGACGCUUUCAAAUGAGUGCCAG